This is a messenger RNA of Ustilaginoidea virens, 1686 nucleotides long. RefSeq lists its product as uncharacterized. The record is from RefSeq and is a predicted model, not a curated record. Lineage: Eukaryota; Fungi; Ascomycota; Sordariomycetes; Hypocreales; Clavicipitaceae. The transcript has a single exon. Bases 1 to 1686 code for a protein of 561 amino acids.
AUGUCAAUCGUUGGCGUCGUCACACUCGACGAUGGCGUCUUCGCCAAUCCAACCGAGAUACUGCACGACCACCUCCAAGUGCCCCAGUUCCUACCUCGAACAGCAUGGCCGACUGCGGACGCUGCCAGGGAGAUGCAAUCCGCCAAGCUCGACCCGUUCAACCUUCCACUAGAUGCUGCGUCCUCCAAGGCCCUUUUCGAAAAGGUACUCACCAUGUAUCGACACCUGGCUCCCAUGCCGCCCUUUAUCAACAACGGCUUGUCAUAUAGCGGUAUCCCCUGGUUUUUGCACGUUGCCAUCCUCCACAGGCUCUUCAACGGCACUUUCGGAACCCACAGAGGCCUCUCUGUUAUGGAAGUCCAGUGUCUUCUGGCGAUUGUUUCCUAUGGAACGCACGAGUCUGUUGCGUUCAUCAAGCCAUACAGGGUCAAAGGGCUACCGGAUGCGUCGAUGCCACGCACAAAACCCAAUACCUUUGAGGAGGUUUGGAACCCGACGUACGACAUGCCCACCAAGCUGGGGGGGUUCCACGACGGCAAUGAAAUACGAGGCUCGGAGGAAUGCAAGCGGCUCGUUUGGGGCAGGAGAUUCAUCGUAGUGCCGAUCAUCUACGGCGUCAACGACCAGUGGGGCAUGACCGUGUUCGACAGGUUCUCAGGGGACUUGUACAUCUUCGACUGUGCGGACGACGAGCUGAAGACGCAACGGAUAGACUCCUGCAUUCACUUCUGGAUCGAGUUUUGGAAUGCACUCGGGAUGGCCAAGACGUUCAGGUACUUUGUCGGCAGAGUCAAUCGGCAGCCCAGCGUGGAGGACUCGUCGCUGCUAUGCGUAAUCUGGCUCAUGGAUUUGCUGCGGAAUCAAGUCGGGAGGAGGAUAUCCAGCCUGGACGAAGGGGCGAUAAGGCAAGACAAGGACGUGUGUGAGCCGGACGUCAGGCGGCCGCUGCAGAGCAGCUUACACCUGAGAGACUGGGUGCCGCUCGGGUGUCAGGCAGGGAGAACAUCGCUCAUGGGUGUGAGAAGAAUCAUACGGAUUCUGAUUUGCAACGAGCUGGGAUGGAGGCACCACGAUAUCAUGAACAGGCGAUACGCCACGUGGCAGGGGGCCACGAUGCCAUCGCCGUGGGAUCUCUUGUCCCCGGUCGUUGAACAACUCGGACGGCACGGAAACCAGGUGGAUGCGAGCAUCUUCUGGACUGGGCUCGGCGGACCGCAGUUUGCGUUGGCAAUGAAGACGGCAGUGCCGCCGUAUUCUUCGGACCAAAACAGGAGACACUACCACAUCCCUGGCCACGAGAGGCACCUAAUUGAGACGGAUCACCGGACCUUGUCAUCGACGAGGCCGUGGACUCCUCCCUGGACGCAAAACAUCGUGUAUACUCCCAGCCGGCCCAUCACUCGUCCUUUGCCGGCCGUGCAUCUCCGCGUCAGCAACCUGGUUCCUCUCACGGAAACCAAUACAGCAAGAACACGAAACUUUACCGUCAGACUGACCAACACGCUGGCGAGAGAAGGAUACGAGGAUCUGAAUCAGCCGCUGGUAAUCACGUUUGACCGGAUCCAAUUCCGCCAGGAUCGGACGGAUGGUUUUCAUCUCAGGUUUGCUUUGAGUGUGAGCGUCGCGGGGGGUGAGCCCGUCGAGACAGAGGUGAUUAUACCGGUGGGGGAGGUGCCCCCGAUAUAG